Molecule: messenger RNA, 1323 nt
Organism: Xiphophorus couchianus (Monterrey platyfish)
Lineage: Eukaryota; Metazoa; Chordata; Actinopteri; Cyprinodontiformes; Poeciliidae
Gene: c1galt1c1
Product: C1GALT1-specific chaperone 1
Exons: 2
Coding region: 143-1102 (319 amino acids)
Molecular function (GO): N-acetylgalactosaminide beta-1,3-galactosyltransferase activity
Source: RefSeq, a predicted model, not a curated record
GCUCAAACAAAUGAAUGGAAAAGAAGAAGAUUAGACUGACGUCGGUGACCAACCAAGCAGGAAAAGUGUGAGUAGAAAGGCAGUCACAGCGAAUGCACCAGCUUUCAGGGCAGGAAUAAUCCGCUAAGCUGCUGCUGCCAUCAUGUUGUCGGAGGGAGGCUCGUUCAUGAAGGGGAUGGUGGUGGGCGGCGUCUUCUGCUUGGUGCUGUCGCUGCUGGGCAGCUUCAGCCCCGUCACCGAGUCCAAGACGGACGGCAACGACCACCAUCAUCACCACGUCAAGGCUGCGAGCAAAGACGAGCUCCAGCAACUCUCUGACAGCCGGCUGCAGAAGCUGACUGACCAACUCCAGGUCUACUGCGUCGUCAUGGUGCAGCCCAAAAGCCUCGUCUAUUGGGCCACGGCGCUGGACACCUGGACCAAGCACUGCGACAAGGCCGAGUUUUACACCUCAGAGGCCUCCAAGGCGCUGGAGGCCAUAGAUCUGAACGAGAAGGACGACUGGGCCAGGUUGCGUAAAGCUCUGAAGCACGCCUACGAGAACGCCGGGGACAUCCGCUGGUUCUUUGUGGCUCAGCCCAACACCUUCGCCAUCAUCGAGAACCUCAAGUACCUGGUGCUCACCAAAGACCCGGAGCAGCCGUUCUACCUGGGGAAGGCGGUGAAGUCCGGGGAGCUGGAGUACGUCGAGUUGAACAGCGGCAUUGUCCUCAGCUACGAGGCCCUGAAGAGGCUGGUGAAUGUCUUCCAGGAAGAGGAAAAGUGUCCGGAGAGAGGACGGCAGCUGUGGAAGCUGAGCGACGACAAGCAGCUCGCCGUGUGCCUGAAGUUCACCGGAGUGUUUGCGGAGAACGGAGAGGACGUCCACGGGAAGGGCCUGUUCAACAGCAAGACGGUGGACAGCUUGAUAUCGGAAAGCAUGAAGCAGAACCCCAGCAACGUGGUAGAGGGCUGCUGCGCCGACCUGGCCAUCACCUUCAGCGGCCUGUCCGCCAACCAGAUGCAGGUCAUGAUGUUCGGAGUUUACAGACUCCGUCCCUACGGACACGACUUCCACGACUUAUUGACAUUUUUCCCUCCCGAAGGCUCAGACAAUGACUAGCCUCGCUCGGUCAUUUUGAAGAUUUUGCUUCUGUGAUGGCAAACCUGAUAUUUGUUUAAGAGACUUGAUCCUGGGGGGAGUUCUAUAUAUUUGUAACUUUUUGCACUUGACUCGGCCGGUGCCGGAUGUCUGUGGAUCUGAGACUGGAUCAUUUCAAUUUGGAUUUUGGUCCCUGAAGUUCUGUUCUCAAUCUUUAAGCAUCUUUUUUUUUUUGUUGUUGU